This is a messenger RNA of Boleophthalmus pectinirostris (great blue-spotted mudskipper), 1730 nucleotides long. It is a transcript of the gene hs2st1a, whose product is annotated as heparan sulfate 2-O-sulfotransferase 1a. The coding region runs from base 412 to 1497 and encodes 361 amino acids. The transcript has 7 exons. The record is from RefSeq and is a predicted model, not a curated record. Gene Ontology annotation, molecular function: heparan sulfate 2-sulfotransferase activity. Gene Ontology annotation, cellular component: membrane. Lineage: Eukaryota; Metazoa; Chordata; Actinopteri; Gobiiformes; Gobiidae.
UUUGCUGAGGCUGUGAUUGGGGGCGAAUGGCGAGGCUUUGCGCUGUGGUGGACUCCCGCUACAUCCAAUGACCUGAGCGCUUGUAUUUGGACAGCAGCAGUCAGUGCGUAGUGCAGUGGCAAGCACACUGGAUGGGACAGGACCGCGGCUGUGCAUGAAAAUACGGGCGAAUAACGUUACGAGAAGCCGGGCCAUCCAACAGGCUCGUUUUGUUGGGAAUAAGGACAUAAAACACUACGAGCAUGAGAAUUUUAAGGUAGCGAGUGGAUUUUACGCACCUGGAGGAGACGUACAGACAGAGCGGAGUGUGCGCGCUUGGACAGGGCCAUGCAUUGACACUUCUUUGUAAGCAGCGUCGUGUGUCUAGAGCAGCAUGGAGUGACCAAUCCCCUUUCUAGCGUGGAUGAUUUGAUGGGGUUGCUCCGAGUCAUGAUGCCGCCGAAGUUGCAGCUGCUGGCGCUACUGGCGUUCGCAGUGGCCAUGUUCUUCUUGGAGAACCAGAUCCAAAAGCUGGAGGAGUCCCGAGGAAAGCUAGAGCGUGCGAUGGCGAGACACGAGGUGCGGGAGCUGGAGCAGAGGCAGAGUCAGGACUGGGGCGUGAGGGAGCAGAGCUGGACCCAGGACUCGGACGAGGACCUGGUCAUAGUCUACAACCGGGUCCCAAAGACGGCCAGCACCUCCUUCACCAACAUCGCCUACGACCUGUGUGGAAAGAACCACUACCACGUUCUCCACAUCAACACCUCCAAGAACAACCCCGUCAUGUCCAUACAGGACCAGACACGGUUUGUGAGGAACGUGACCGAGUGGAGAGAGAUGAAGCCAGCCUUCUACCACGGCCAUGUGUCCUUCAUCGACUUCACCAAAUUCGGGGUCAAGAGAAAACCCAUUUACAUCAACGUGAUCCGGGACCCCAUAGAGCGUCUGGUUUCCUAUUACUACUUCCUGCGCUUUGGGGACGACUACAGACCCGGACUGAGGCGAAGGAAGCAAGGAGACAAAAAGACUUUCGAUGAGUGUGUGUCUGCUGGAGGGUCAGACUGUGCUCCAGAGAAACUGUGGCUGCAGAUUCCAUUUUUCUGUGGACACUAUUCUGAAUGCUGGAACGUCGGCAGUGAGUGGGCUCUGGAGCAGGCCAAGGCGACCCUGGUGAACGAGUACCUGCUGGUGGGAGUCACAGAGGAGCUGGAGGACUUCGUCAUGAUGCUGGAGGCCGCUCUGCCGCGCUUCUUCAGAGGAGCCACGGACCUCUACAGGACAGGUAAAAAGUCCCAUUUGAGGAAGACAACAGAGAAGAAGCCUCCCACUAAAGAGUCUGUGCACAAACUCCAGCAGUCUUCGAUCUGGAAAAUGGAAAACGAUUUUUACGAAUUCGCUUUGGAGCAGUUUCAGUUUGUCCGAGCUCACGCCGUCCGAGAGAAAGACGGGGAACUCUACCUUUUAGCCCAAAACUACUUCUAUGAAAAAAUCUACCCCAAAAAUAGAGACAAGAAAUGAACUGAUAAACAAGUUGUUUUUUGAAUUUGUAACGCUGACUUUGAAACAUAAGGAACAUAUUUGACCUAACAAGUAUUGACAUUUCUUGGUGAGAAAAACUGAAGUGGACUACAGUUCCCAGAAUGCUCAUGUCAUGUGACCUUGCUGCAGAGAAGAGGAGGUGUUUCUCCAUUGGCUCUGUACUGUUGUUUUAGUUGUGUUUGGAAUUGUUUUAAAUGUAAAAACAUGCCUCA